This is a messenger RNA of Setaria italica (foxtail millet), 1970 nucleotides long. Its product is annotated as probable glycerol-3-phosphate acyltransferase 3. The record is from RefSeq and is a predicted model, not a curated record. Gene Ontology annotation, cellular component: membrane. Gene Ontology annotation, biological process: cutin biosynthetic process. The transcript is spliced from 2 exons. The coding region runs from base 150 to 1760 and encodes 536 amino acids. Gene Ontology annotation, molecular function: phosphatase activity; glycerol-3-phosphate 2-O-acyltransferase activity. NCBI's taxonomy places the organism in Eukaryota, Viridiplantae, Streptophyta, Magnoliopsida, Poales, Poaceae.
CGGAGCCAAGCAACGGCGACCAGUCAAUCUCGAAACGCUUCUCUCGGCGAGUGCUAGCGGCCUAUAAGUAGCGCGUCCCAUGUCCUGGAUAGGCCUCGCGAGCAAAACCAAAUCCAUCGACAAGCGCCGAAUCAUUUCACGUACAAGCCAUGGUGAAGAAGCCUUCCACCCUCCCCAGGUCCUUUCUGUCCCUCCGCCGCCUCCUCUGGCGAAGCAUCUCAGGGGGGCACUACCGCCGCAGCACGACGGCGAGGGCGGCUCCAGCCGUUCCAGCACAGGAAAAGCUGAGAGACCGGACGGUGCUGGUCGAUGUGGAGGGAUGGCUCCUGAGGUCACCGCUCUCCACCUUCCCUUACUUCAUGCUUGUCGCCAUCGAGGCUGGCAGCUUCCUCCGUGGCCUUCUCCUCCUGCUGAUGUAUCCGGUCCUGCGCCUCCUGGCGCUCCUCAGCCUCGACCUAUGUCUCAAGGCCAUGGUCAUGGUGUCCCUCUUCGGGUUGAGGGAGAAAGAGGUGGCCAGGAUCUCCAAGGCAGUGCUGCCCAAGUACUUCCUGGAAGACGUGACCAACGAGGGGCUGGAGGCUUUUAAUGACAAGGCGGGCAAGGUGGUCGCGGUGACCGCGUCAUUUCCGAGGGUUAUGGUGGAGGCUUUCCUCAAGGAGUACCUCGGCGUCCAUGCCGUCGUCGGGCGGGAGGUCACGGUGGCAGCCGGCCAUUACAUUGGGCUCCUGGAGGAGGAGCACGCGGUCAUGAAGAGGGUCGAAGCCUUCCUCGAGGAAAUGGAGGAGAUGAGGAGCAAGGGUGAUGGAGCUGUGGGGCUUGUUCGGGCAGCCAGCUGGAUGCACCAUGUGAUCUCUCGCUAUUGCAAAGAGACCUAUGUCCUAAGCGAAGCCGACAAGAAGGCGUGGCAGCUACUGCCGAGGGACAAGUACCCCAAAAAGUUGGUCUUCCACGACGGCCGCCUCGCCUUCAGGCCGACCUUCUUCGCGGCGGUCGCCAUGUACACCUACCUUCCCUGGGGAAUCUUCCUUGCCGUCUUUCGCAGCCUCGCAUUCGCAGUGCUCCCCUACCGCGUCUCUGUCCCGCUCGCCGCGGCCACCGGCAUGCGCUCCCGCCUGGUCGCCGCCCCAUCGCUGAACGCCACAGAGAAGCACCAGGCAGGAGGGCGCCUCUACGUCUGCAACCACCGCACCCUCCUCGACCCGAUCACCGUUGCCGCCGGUCUGAACAAGCCCGUGACCGCCGUCACGUACAGCGUGAGCCUAGUCUCCGAGCUGAUCGCGCCCAUCCGCACGGCGCGGCUGACGAGGAACCGGGACAAGGACCGCCGGCGCAUGGAGGCGCUGUUGGAGCGCGGCGACCUCGUGGUUUGCCCCGAGGGCACGACAUGCCGCGAGCCCUACCUGCUCCGGUUCAGCCCUCUGUUCGCCGAGCUCACCGGCGAGGUGACCCCCGUCGCGCUCGAGACCCGCGUCGACAUGUUCUACGGCACGUCGACCAAGCCCGGGGCCAAGUGGCUGGACCCGUUCUACUUCAUGAUGAACUCGCGGCCGGAGUAUCGCGUCGAGUUCCUGGAGCGCGUGACCACCGCUCCGGCAGAAGGCGAGGAAAUCGGGCAAGGCCACAGCAUCGAGGCGGCGAACCGGGUGCAGCGCGUGCUUGGAGAGGCGCUAGGAUUCGAGCUCACCGAGCUGACGAGGAAGCACAAGUACGAGAUGCUGGCUGGUACUGAUGGUGUCGUGACAGAUGGCACAAAGAAGUAGGUGUGUUCAUUACCGGGAAUAUGCAUGUUUCAUUGUGCAACUCUUAACGUGUAUCGUAAGUGUUGAAUUCUUUAUUUAUUUUUUCAGCCUAAAACAUGAGUCAGUGUUAUGUGGAUACAUACACACUUUCUUUUAGUUUCUAUGUGUGAAAAUUCUUGUACAUGUUGAAAAUAAAAAAGAAAAAUAUUGCAAAUGUAGUUUGGAACCACA